UGAUAAACAGCUGGAGUUUAGAGAUGUUUGGAUGCCUUGUCUCCGGGCGUUUAGUAAGUAUCUCGUCAUAUUUCAUGAGGGUUAAUCGAGAAUAAGAUUCUGACAAUUAGUAUUUGAAUUAAUUUUUAUGGUGAAUCAAAUGAAGUGCGAUUAUUGCCAUUAACAUUCGUGACAACUUGCAUGUGUUCAUCGUGUCUGUUUUGUUUCUACUGUAGGUGGCAUUCAUUACAUACAUGUACCAUUUUUUUACGUCUAUGAAAAUUGAAAUAUGUUGUUACAACUUUUUUGCACGUUAAAUUGAUGUCGAGUAAUAGUAAUCAUUAACAAAACUACUCCAUAAAACUAUAUCAUUUGUAUUAAGUGUGGUGGAGGCAUUUUCCGGGGAGGGAGGGGAGGGAGGGGGACUAACAGACUGUCUGAUUGCCAUUGUAUAAGUCAGCUUAUUGCAUAUUUUACUUACUAUAUAUCUGUCUUCUCAUGGGUAAGAACCUGGAAAUCAGCGUACCUUACUGCACAAUCAGUAGAUUGUACACACUAAAAUGACUAUGCAUGCAAUGUCCCAUUUACUGCUUUCUUUAACAUAACCUAAGAAGAAUUUAUUAUUACAUUUGGCAAAAUUUGUGAUAUCUGGAACAGUUAGGGUUGAGGUAAAUGUUAUUGGCCUCAGCUUGUAACACUUAGCUUGACUUUGAUUUCCAGAUACAUGUAUCACAAAAACCAAAUCUAAUAAUCAAAAACAACAACAACCUGGAAAAUUCAUAUAAUAAAAAAGGUAGUGAGGAAAAUAAGUUAUUGAAUUCAAUUGGUUGGUGCCACUGUGAAGGGUAGGGUUUUAAGCAGUUUAAUCUGGGAUAGAGUAUCGCAAUCAGAUGAUUCCUGGUCUAGAAAUAGGGUAUCAUCUAUGGAAAUCAGUGUGACGUGAAAAACAGUAAAUUCAAUGUUAGUAAAACCUGAUUCCAAACCCCUAAGCAAGUUUAAAGGAAUUUAUUUAUCUGCUUUAUUUUUUUUCUCCCCAAAUCAUGGAAUUAAAAUAAAAUACUCCCAACAUACAUGUAAAAUAUAGUAUGAGGAAGGUUUUCUAAAGCUGUUGAGCAAAAAUUACUCCAAAUAGCCUUGCAAUAAGUUGCAGAUCAUACAAUGAAUAUGAUAUGAACUGCAGGAAUACAAAAUUUAAAAAAAUGUCGAUGAAAUUAGGACCAUCACAAUUGUAAUCACAAUUUUAGCAACUGCAAACAUAGCCCCCACCCCCAGUAAAAAAUGAAAUCAAAUAAAAAUUCGGGGCUUUUUCAGGAUUCAAACCCAUGGCCUCUGCAUUAGUGCCGCAGUGCUUUGCCAUUUGGGCUAUGAAGAGCCAUUGUAUGCCUGCUCCCAAUGUAUGAUAGUCAUAAUUAUCUUCAUUUAGAAACUGCAGGCUGUUGCCUCAUUCCAGGGUUAAGUUGUCUGUAGACUUUUAUAGUUUCAAAAAGUGGAAGUGAUCUGCUAAACUAUUGGUCUGAUAAACAAUUUCCUCAGAAAAUGGUACUUAUAGAUCCCAUUUCUCACAAAAAUAACGUUGCAUAAAAUGCAAAGUGCUCCAUCAUCAGCAAGAACUCGGCUCCCCUCCAGUACCUUGAAUUCUCCAAUCUCCGAUGCUUAAUGAACACCCUGGAAACUGAAUACUUUUUUUAAGAUCGAAGAUCCCAUAAACCAAUACCAUGCAGAGCGGCACAUGCCAAGUGAGCCAAACAUAGUAGUCCCCCGCAAGUGCGAGUGUCCAUCUGUAAACUCCCGAGGGAACCAUUUUCCAUAUGUGGAUGUAAAGAAACAAUGCAUUUGUUAAUGACGACGUACGGUCAAGACAUCAUGACUAUCAAAAUAUGCACAAAUGUUCUUGUCAACCGUUUUAAGUCUUUAUGCUAAAGAUCAAUUUCACUACAAUAUUGUUAAAAAAAACAAUACUAAAUUCUCAGUGAUUGUAAUAGUGCUUGAAUAAUAGUAAACAUUAAUCCUUUUGUACGUUACCAAGCACAAAUUUUAAGACAGAUAAUACAACUAUGAAUGUAUUUCUGAGAAUUUUUCUGUCUAUUUGCACUUUCUCCUUUUAUUCAGCUGGUAUGAUCUGUAACAUGUAAAAGAUGAAACAUGAUCUAUGAAGUCAAAAAAUUAUUUCAAGGAAAAUAACAGAUUGACUAGUGUCAUGAUCUCAAAACUGGAGAUUGUGUGAGUUAUCAAGAAUUACAGAAAAAUACACAGAUUUUUCAAAAAUAAAAUUAUUUCAUCGAAGGGAUAACAUAGACAUAAGCAAUAAAAUUUGUAUUAAGAUAAUUUUUAAAAAAUUAUUUAAAAAAAACUUUAUUAAAAAUCUAAAUAUAGAUUUUACUAAGAACACAAUUAUUUUUUCAGAAUUUUGUGGCUCACAGCUACUUUGAUAUUCAUUUUAAUGCAUACAAUUUACUUUAUGUUUUAGGCAUAAAACACCUUAGUUUGCCUCUUGGAAUGCUAAAGACCACUUUUCAAAGGAAUGAAUUUCAAAAAUUUCCAGAGCAUACCAGACCCCACCUACCCCUGCUGAAAUAUUCUUGUAUCCACCCCAGAGAAUAAGGUGGUAAGCUUCAGCUGAAAAUGUGGUGGUUUAUGCUAAGGGUCCCAGGAGCCCCAGCAGCAAAUAAAAAUUUGAAUGGAUUUUACCCUACAAUAUUAUAAAUAUGUAUUAGCAGUGGUCAGGGUUGCCCUAGGCUGUUGAACAGGAUUUGGGGUUUUUAAAAUAGGAUUGUAAAUGGAGAGAAGUGAUGACUGGAAAUAUGUCAUCUGUGUUCACAGUCUAUAAAACUUUAUAACUGGAUUCAAGCGAAAUGUCCAAAUUUGGUUCUCUUUCAAAACAAGGAACAAAUACAUGGGGAUUCAUUCUAAGUUAAAAUUAAUAAGCUCUGUUGUAAAACUGGUCAUAUACUGACUUAAACAAAAAACAAACUUUCAGUUUCCAUGUAGGAAUGUCACUAAGAUUACAGUUGAACCUCAACUCAAUGGCCACCUACAUGUAUUAAAUGGGUUAAGCAGCCACUAAUUAAAGUCCUGAAAUAAUAUAAUGUACAAAAAAGUUAUGAUUUAAACCUCUUCACUAUUAAGUGUCCACCUCUAUCGCCUCCCCCUCCAUGUUGGCCAACAUUUGUUCAUCUUAACAAGAUUUCUCUUAUAGUUGCUACCUCUAUUAAGUCUUGAUAUACUUAGAUUGGCUUAAUAUUGACAGUAUGAUGAAGGAAAGAAGGUGAUGACUAGGAUAGAGAUAGAAUAAGAUGAUUGGUUGUGGUCUAGUAAUGCUGCUCCCAUUGCAUGUUUUCUUUAGAUUAUGCUAAUGUAUGAUGAACUUCUUCUGAGUGGCUAACUACAUUAACCUGCCACUUGCGGGUACCCAGGUGUUGGCCAUUCAACCGUGUUUAUUUUUUGUUAUGGGCACUUUCUUUCAGGUACAAACGGAUGUCCAGCAGAUUGGUCCAACUCAGUUCGUUUUCAACUUGCUUGAUGUUGAAAACAUUCAUCACGUGGUAGUGUUCCUAACAGGUGUGACACCAUUCCCUGAUGGAAUGGGCGGGGCAGUCUACUACUGUUAUCCAACCCCUGAGGGACCUACUUCACAACUUUUGGGAUUUAUUGCUAAUAACAAGCCUAGUGCCAUAUUUAAACUGGCCAAGGUAUAUGUUGCAUUUCAUGUGAACUCUCUGCUUUUUACAGUGUUUGACAGAAGCCAAGGUGGCUAGAGCAUUUGAUUAAAAGUUACUUAAAGGGCCAAAAAAGCUCAUAGAAAUUACACUGCACUUCUGUUGGGGGACAGAAAUAUGGAUAUACAAUGAGAUGUACCUCUGACGCUGUGAUUCAGCCUUGCUUCUCCGCAGUUGGCCUUUAUGUUCCACAUAUAUUUCCUCUUUUGGUUUCGUUUGGUUUUGUCUUUGUCCAAACCAAAGCACAUGCAUGUGUUUUGUGUCCACACAUGUCCUCAUGCCUCACGUUUGGGAUACUUUGGAUAGGAAAUAAAAAUGAAUGCUUCUCCUUUUGUAGGUGAGACCAGAGGAAAGAGUGCAGAACCCUUUUUUAAUGGAUGCCAGUGGGACCACACACACAGGGGCUCAAAUAGGUAUAUCAAUUGAGCCCUUAGACCAGCUUGCUCAGCAGACACCCGCGUGCAAUUCGACGCCGUCAAAUUUGAACACUUUUGUUGAAUAUACACAGAAAAUGCUGGAGAAUUUCUUCAAUUUCGCGUCUUCCUUUGCAAGAACCCAAGCAGAAAUGACACCAAAUCCUUCGGAGAGUUUCGUUCCACUUAGCGUGGUACAAAGGUGGUAUGAGAACUAUCAGAGGAAAAUGGCGCACGAUCCAAACUUCUGGAAAAAGUGA
This is a messenger RNA of Porites lobata, 4368 nucleotides long. The record is from the annotation of a GenBank genome assembly. Lineage: Eukaryota; Metazoa; Cnidaria; Anthozoa; Scleractinia; Poritidae.